GAGUUGUAGCCAGCCUAGGGAAAAAGACAUCAAUAUCCUUAUUUAGCUGGUAUGGCUACAUACUAGAGAAUAUAGAGUCACUACACUCCCCACAAGCUUAGGCAUGCAGGUUAGAAAUGCCCAGUUUGGAAAGAAGCGCAUGAGAAUGCCCAGGUUAGAGUCAAACAUUUGGUAAACAAAUUCGCCGGCUGAAGUUCAGAAGAGAUCUUAUGAGGAAGGAUCCCAUUGGAAGUGACGUGAUCGCGGAUGAAGUAGCACUCUAUCUCCAAAUGCUUCGUCCGCUCAUGAAAUACCGGAUUAGUAACGAUAUGCAGAGCUACUUGAUUGUCACAAUGAAGAAUAGUAGGGCGAGGAGAAAUUACCUCAACCAUGGCUCUAUACACAGCCUCUACAGACGAACGAGCAACAACAACCUGUUUCUUAGUGCGCCAAGAGAUAGGCGCAGAACCCAUAGUAAAAAAAUAACUAGACGUGGAAUAGCGGGUGGCCUGACAACCACCGCAAUGAGCAUCGCAGUAAGCAGUGAGCUGCAGAGUACCAUUAGAGGGAAGAAGAAUCCCUUGAUCGGAAGCUACCUUGAGUCACCGAAGAACGCACUCUGCCCCAGCAAUAUGAAUAGAAGUUGGAGCAUGAACAUAACGACUGAGAAUAUUGAUUGCAUAAACAAUAUCUGUCUGAGUGACUGUGAGAUACUGGAGCCGGCCAACCAAGCACCGAUAGGCCACAGCUUCAUUAACAGAGACCAACUCGGAAUCGUCAGUUGGCCGAGUUAGUUGAUGUUGCUGCUCAAUCGGAAACACACUAGGUUGAUUGCCGGUGAUACCACUGUCUCACAAAAGAUCCUUCGUGUACUUGCGUUGACAGAGAGCAAUCCCAGUACUGGAUCGAGCCACCUCGAUUCCUAACAAAUACUUGAGAGGGCCCAAGUUCUUGAUGUCAAACUGUUGAUGAAGAGUGUCUCUUACCAGCUAAAUAAAACUUAUAUUGUCACCUGCGAGGAUCACAUCAUCAACAUAUAUAAGGGCGACCACAUAAGAACCAUGAUAACGCCGAAGAAAAAGAGAGUAGUCAGCUCGAGAAUGGUGAAAUCCAAGUUGCGCCAACGUAGUCGAGAACUUUGCAUACCAAUUCCGUGAAGCUUUUUUAAGCCCAUAAUUGGACUUGUGGAGACGACAAACUCGCGUGUCACCAGGAGCACUAAAAUCUGGGGGUAUCUGCAUAUACACCUCAUCAUCAAGAUUGUCAUGAAGGAAGACAUUGUUGACGUCUAACUGAUGAACCGCCAAGCCACGUACAACAACGACAGCGAGCAGACAUCGAACUCUCACCAACUUUGCAACGUGAGCAAAAGUAUCAUCAUAAUUGAUCCAUUCAGUCUGAGUAAAACCCAUGACAACUAGCCUAGCCUUGUACCGAUCAAUGGUGCCAUCAAGGUUGAACUUGAGCUUAUAUACCCAUUUGGAUGCCACAAUCCGCUUGCCAGGAGGGAGACUAACCAAGGUCAGAGUACCAUUGCCAAUAAGGGUGUCUACUUCACAGCAUCCUUGAAAUGAGUGGGUUCGACGUGGCUGGAAAUGGAUGCCAAGUAGCUACGAUGUCUCGCCGAGAAUCUCUGAUAAUAACACACUGCGCCAUCGGGUAGGGAAUAUUAGAGGGAGGCAGUUCAACAUCAAACACAUCAAAAUGGUCAGGUACGUGGCGGCGCCGGUCACUCUUGCGAGUACCAUCAUCAGCUGGUUGUGUGGAUGUUGACUUAUGAUCCGGCAAAGGUGACUUUGCAUGGCCAUGCAAAUGAGAGUCAACAGCUUCACCAAGAGGAGCUAUUGGAGGAGCAGUAGGAAGUGGUGCGACAGGGCUGCCUCGCAAAAUGGAAAAACAUUUUUGACAAAGUGAAGAUCUCUGGACGUGUAGAUGGUCCUAGAGGAAAGAUGAAAAAGUUGAUAACCCUUUUGUGAGGCUGGAUAACCCAUGAAGACCAACUUCCUGCCUCGUUCACCAAACUUAAAAAUGCCUUUGUGCGUGUCCUUCCCAUAGGCCAAAUAUCCAAGCACGCAAAGAUGAUUAUAAGAGGGCUCCUUACCUAACGAGACCUCAUAAGGCGUUCGGCCACGAAGGACCUUGGAUGACAUCAUGUUAGUGUUAAUCAGAUACGUGGUAGUCAGGACACAUUCGCCCCAGAAAAUCAAAGAAAGACUAGCACGAAAC
Messenger RNA from Linum trigynum, 2205 nucleotides. The record is from the annotation of a GenBank genome assembly. Lineage: Eukaryota; Viridiplantae; Streptophyta; Magnoliopsida; Malpighiales; Linaceae.